Molecule: messenger RNA, 1940 nt
Organism: Chara braunii
Lineage: Eukaryota; Viridiplantae; Streptophyta; Charophyceae; Charales; Characeae
Source: the annotation of a GenBank genome assembly
UCUAACGUCUAUCCCAUAACCACUACCAGCCGUGGCAACAGUUGUUUCACCAGUGCCUUUCCACAGUGAGAUGGCAACUUUCGCCUCUUCGAUGGUGCCUCCGAUAUGGUUUGCGCCACCCACCACAUGCGCAUUAUUGCAAACCCCGAUGCUUGCCAUCUUCGCCCUGUUCAACAAUGCAUUAGGACGGCUUGCCGGUUGUCUGCCUCCGCUGGCUACACGCAUGCCUUCGUACGUGCCUUCACGAACGUCAUGCAAUGAAACGUACUUCUAUCUUGUUGCCCCUAUUCCUCCUGCUGUGCUGCACGGGAGCGGUUUUACACAAUCCCCGCACGGCGGAGCACAUGUGACUUCGUGUGGCCCGGGCACAUACGCAAGGCCAGAGAGGCGAGCACCUACAAUGAAUCACCCUGCGGUAUCUUCUCCGGUUUGCACAACAUAUCCAAUUGGUCCAGACGUUACCUGUGGUAUGGACACUGUGCAAAUGAACCCGGUGGUUUGUGAAAGUCCUGAGGUGAUGCCGACACCGUCCGGACGGCGUAGUCGAUCCACUACUCCGUCAAGGGAGCCACCACGGAUUAGAGUACGGAAGGACCAGAAGGAAAAACUGCAGACUAUUGUGAACAAGAUCGCUAACGGUUGCACGUUUGAGAUGGCGAUUGAUCUGCUGUUCGAGUGGGGUCGGGAUGGCAUUGCGGACCACUUGUCUUUGGCGAGAGGGUCUGGACAGUCGUCUGCGAAGAGGGGCAGGGGGGCAUCGAGGACGACCGCUUCAGGGCGGAAACCAGUUGGGAGACCUCAUGGAGGGGCUUUGAAAUGGCGCGAUGGGAAGCCCGAUUUCCAAGACCAUGGACCGAUGUUACAUAGAUUGACCGCGAAGCACCACAUGGCGUUCUGGGACGCUAGAGCACUUAGUUGCAGAAUGUCAUGCACACAGCUUGACAACCUGGCGCGCGGUUUGGGGAUUCGUCAUGUGAGCGAGGGCACAUUCUACAGGUUUUUUAGAGAUAGAGGGCCUGAAUCGCGGCAAUGGGGAAGGCAUGUGCGGCGCGUGGCAGAGAAAAGCUAUAACAGAGUGAUAUCCCGUUUGAAGUCCAACAACGAGCCGGUUGUAUUGUUGUUGGACGGCCGAUACGACUCCUCUCGAGACGCGCAACAUUGCACAGUGACUGCGAUGGAGCUCCAAUCACGACAAAUUGUUGGAACGCAAACCCUUAGGAAAGGCAAGGAUUCGUCCUGGCAUCUGGAAAAGAGGUGUGUUGAUAUGUUGUUCAGUCGUUUGGUGAACGAGAAAAAUCUCGUGAUUGCGGAGGUCAUGCAUGACGAUUGCACAGUUGUGGACGUCUUGCUUCGCACAUUGGAUAUUGACUCUCAGAAGUGCUUGUGGCCCAAAGCAAAGAGUCAGUUGAAAUGGUUGAGGAAGGCGGUACGACGCACGAAGCUUGUGAAACCAAAGAACGUGGACGACUGUGAGCACGUGCGUGAGAUUCGAAUGUUUACGAAGAAGGAGCUCCGUGAGAAGGGUCUUCAACAACCAAUCCCCGUGAACACCAAGAAAGAUACAAUUGUUGAAUGGGUUUGGUGGACGCUAUUUCCAGCGCAACAAGGGAAACCUUUGGAAAUUGAUGUGGUGGAGGCUGAUGCGUUAGAGUCUCUUCAUCCACAGUGUGGCGAGGAAGUGAAGGAGUGGUUUUAUGGUGCGUGCAAGUUACUUGCCUCGGAAGGCGAUGACGACGACGAGGUACUCGCAAUCCAUGUGCAGCAUCUAGGCAACCAUUGGGCGGGCGACCACGCGAUGUUCAACGACGAGCUUUCGAGGCUAUGCAAGGCCGCUGACGGAAAAGAGCGGCCUCCGCUCUAAGAGAAAGGAGGCAGACUUCAUGUUGCUAUCAUGGAUUGCUUGCGGGAAUUCGCCUCUGCAACAAAAAUGUCUUUCUACA